Trematosphaeria pertusa is the source of this 918-nucleotide messenger RNA. RefSeq lists its product as uncharacterized. The coding region runs from base 211 to 696 and encodes 161 amino acids. Lineage: Eukaryota; Fungi; Ascomycota; Dothideomycetes; Pleosporales; Trematosphaeriaceae. The record is from RefSeq and is a predicted model, not a curated record. The transcript has 3 exons.
CCAAACAGAGCUAUCCAAACUCCACGCCUGUCGGUCAUUCCUCCUCACCCUAAGGCCUUAUAGAUCCGGCACGUCGAACCACUAUCUCUACAUUAGCUCCAACCCGACUCCGUUUAUCCGACGAGUUCAGCCUACCUGGCCCUUACACGCCGACGCCCCAGAGCAAUCUGCUUUGAGUUCCUCGUCUACCAAUCCGCACAUCUCCUCACAAUGCCUGCCCAUCAUCAGCAUGCGGCCCUCUUGCGGCUCCAAGGCCUUCAAGAUCGCAAUUACACUUUGACAUCCGGCACGGUCUUUGGUGCCUUGGUAGGGAUCUUCCGCCGCCCACUGCCGUCGAACUCAUACUCGUCUGGGCCGAAUAGCUCCCUGUGGUACCGGAGGGUGUGCCCAGCGGUCGUGUUGGAGUACUUCUUCAGCACCUGGUCCGAUCUCGGCGACGCAUCGAUCCGUGAUGACGAGCGUGGUGUUGAGGGCACGUGCGGGGAGGUAGCUGAAGACGAGGGAGUAGCCGCGAUGGGUGGAAGAGGAGCAGCCGCAGAUGGAGCGGGCGAUUAUGUCGGCGGCGGACAGGAUGCUGAGAGAGAGCAAGACGAGGAGGGAGAGGAGACGCAUUGUAGCUUCCUUAGAGAUGGCAAUGUCUACAUCACGAGCCCGCAGCUGCCACCGGUCUCUCGGGUAAUCUUGCCGUCGUGGUGAAAAGGGCAGGAGCAGGUCGACAAGACCUUAUGGGUCUGAGGUUUGUGCCGGAGCGGUACCUCCCUCCAAAGCGAUUCGUCGACCAGACGGAUAUUUCUGCCAUGCCAGGGAACGCGGCGUGUUGUGUGCCGAAAUUGUUUGACCGAAGCAAGGUUUUCAACUGUCUUCGGUGCGGUAAUCCUCGCGGCCCCGCCCAUAGGAGGUGGGAGAAUUGCACGCACA